UUUGAUUCAACCGUCAUCAGUCAGAAAUGUCAGAAAUUUAGUAACAUUUCAUGUUUUCCCAAAUAGUGAAGGUUGUGUGUGUGUUGGGUUGCGAUGUCGGAUAUAGGAAGUGGUGAUGAAGGUUCAAGUUCGCAAAAAUAUCACCAGGGCAUGGAGCAGGGAAGCGAAUAUGAUUCAGGCCAGCAGCAGGUCGAGCAGGAAUUGGCGACCAAAAUGUUGCAGAUCCAAAGCAAACGGUUCUACUUAGACGUCAAACAGAACAGAAGGGGACGGUUCAUUAAAGUCGCCGAGAUCGGCGCCGACGGUCGUCGUUCCCAAAUAUUCCUCGCUCUGUCAACCGCCGCGGAAUUUCGAGACCAUCUAUCCACCUUUAGCGACUUCUAUUCCUCUCUUGGACCCCCGAAUCCCGAUAGCGUGCCCGAGGACGGCAAGCUGAAGAGCGAGAUGAUGAUCAAGGACAACCGUCGGUAUUAUUUGGAUCUGAAGGAGAAUUCUCGAGGUCGAUUCCUGCGGGUGUCCCAGAUGAUAACGAGAGGCGGGCCCCGCAGUCAGGUGGCCAUUCCCGCUCAGGGUAUGAUCGAAUUUAGGGACGCUUUGACUGAUUUGCUGGACGAAUUCAACACCGACGAGCACGCUUACAAACCCGAUUUGCCGGAGGGCAGGCACAUGCACGUCGAUAACAAAAAUUUCUAUUUCGACAUAGGGCAAAACAAUCGCGGCGUGUACAUGCGCAUCUCCGAAGUUAAGUCUAAUUUCCGAGCAGCUAUUACUGUACCUGAAAAGAGUUGGCAACGUUUCAGAGAUAUAUUAAGUGAUUAUUGUGACAAAAUUAAGCAGCCAUCUCAAGGUUCUGGUGGAGGCAUCUCUUCCCAAGAUCAGCCACAUCCUUUGGUUGGCAAUAAUACCCAACAAGAUACCGGGACAAGUUUAAAGUAGGCUAGUUGGCCAUUUUAGACUAUUAGAUUUAUUAAUAUAACAAAUUAAAAAAUUGGAUAGGUACAGAAGUCGAUUUUUUAACCGUUACACCGAAAUUUCCCCUUUUUCAAUUGAUUACAAACGUGUGAUUUUUUUUUAAAUGUCAGGCUGAGAAAUCGACGACUGUUUAAAAUAUUGAUCAGUUUCAUGGAGUUGGUUUUUUUGUGCAGUGUUAUGAACACUAUAAAUGUUAGAUUCUCUAUUAUAUGUUACAAAAUAAUACUAAAUUAUUUAUUUAGUUGUUUUUAAGUUGUUAUGAUAGUGAUGUUCUGUUCUUUUGAAUAAACAGUAGGCAAGCAUCUAAAGCAUAUCAAAUGCCUGUUGUUUUUUUUUUAUUUAUUCUAUUGUAGCACGAACAUUUAUAUUCUCUAUUAAUUUAUUUAUUUAGUUACGUUAUGUUAAAUUAUUUUUAUAAAUUGACAGUUAAUCUCUUAAUUAUGGACCUUCUGAAAUUGUAUUUUUAUAUUUUUUAUUGGUGUAAAUAUAAUUUUUAAUUAAGUGAAUACAUUUUGAAAAAAUGUAGUUUGAAAAUCACUCACAAACAGAAUAAAAAGCAAUUAAUCAAGAUGCCAACUGCCAUAUUUAUAGUUUAUGCAUUUGCCUAUUCUAAAAAUCACAAUAUGGAAACUACAGUUUAUUCAAAAGAUGUAAUUUAUUUUCAAAGGUUUGAGGGGCACCACUUUUUUUUUCUUGUGAUUAUUUAUAUAUUGCGGCUGCGUAUUACAUUGUUAACUCUUCUGUGAUUAUUUUAUCUUAAAAACAAAACUGUUGAAAUAUAUUUUAUUGUAUUGACAAUUAAUUUUUUGAUGUUUCAAAAGGCGCUUUUAGCAAUUUAAGGACUUUUUCUGGUUGUAUUUCAGUCACACGUUUUUACGAUAGUAAAAUUUGCAUGAAAAAGUUCCAAUUGUAAAUUUGUCUUUUUGAUGCCAAAAUUAUUCAAAAACAACAUUGUACAGGGCGUUUAGAGUUAAGAGACUUUAUUGAACUCAAAGUUUUAAGUUUCUUAAAUCUGAAAUAACCUUGUUCAAAGUACCUAGAAAUUUUUAUCUCGAGAGUACCCAUUUUUUUCCUAAUAAAAAAAUGUAAUAGAAUUUCAGUCAAUGCAAGUUGGCAUCAGAAAAUAAAUCUUACUUCAACGUAAUCUUAUAAAACAGGUUCGAUAAUUUUAUCAUCAAUUCACUGCCAAAACAAGUGCUUAGUAAGUUCUACUAGACAAUAUAUUUUUUAUUAUUAAAUCGAAACCACCACUCGAUUGAACUUGCAACAAACAUCGAUACUAUAAAUUUAAGAUUGUGGUGAAAUUUAUAUUGCGGCAGAAUUUAUGGAAUUUUCGGAUGGUUUUCGAAUCUCGAACGGUAUUUAGUUGCAAUCGAACAUUCAUAAUAAGGUAUAAUAUGCUCUGAAGGUGGUGCCCGCAUAAAAUGAGUGUCGGACUUGGAGAUAGUGAUCCUAUUUUCACGGGUAUAGCUCAGAAUUAAUAUGUACAUUCUAUGAAAAACAUUGUGAUUAGAAAAUUCUUAAUGUUGUUUUUGUUUGAAAAACGAACACUACUUUUCUAUUUUGUUAUCGAAAUUUGGAAUUACGCAAAGUUAUCAAUCGUUUUAUCGUCGACGGAUUAUUUUUAUCUGCCUUUAAAUUUGUUUAUUUUUUAUUUUUGUAGAACUAGUCAAUUUAAGUUUUCGUGUGUAGGUAAAGUUGCAAUGGGUAAACCGAUUGAAAUGUUUAUAAACUCUACAUUUAUUCCCCUCUAAGAGAAGGGAAUAACUUGAACUUUACCUACAUGUAGUUUUUAAUUGGUGUACUUUACAAAUUCGAUGCCACUCCUGCGCUAGAAUUGCUCUUGUGUAGGAAAUAAAACGCAGUAUUUCGAAAAUUGCUAGAUUUUUGUUAGAUAUACGCAAACCUGAACCUCGUUUGGUAAGUCUUGCGGGAACACUUUGUUUUCUACGGUCCUUCCAAAAUAUUCGCAAAGGAAAUGGUGCAGGAAUUAUUUAUCAUUCAAUUUGUAAUUGCAUCAUUUCCUUUCGAUGUCUCAGUACAACUAGUAAGCCUGAUGGAUUCGAAAGGAGUGUUCCUGUUAUUUAGAAUUUUGUGGAGUGGUAUUGGAAUUUUCGUUUUUGAAUUUUUUCUAAGAGAUAAAUUUCGACAAAAAAAUAUAGCUUUUUAGUGAUAUAAAUUAUAUGAAUAUUAUGAAAAUUAAUUAAUGUUGCAGAAAGUUUAUGUAUGUACUGGAACUUUCAAAGAGUUAAAUGCAGGCCAUUUACCUAAAGGCGACAUUUUCGAUUUUUAUCCGAUGAUUUUUACUUAUUCACUUUCGUCCAAUUAAUUGAGUCAAUUACAAUUUAUUUUCGAAAAUCUAAAAAUACAAAAACGUUCACUGUUUUUCCCGCACUCUUCUCCUCAAUUUACCGAAGGUAAAAAUCGAAGAUCGAAUUCCAGAUAAAUCUAAUGGAACUUUUAAAAGUACGAAAUAAUCUGCCAUCCAUGAUCGUUUUCACUUGGUUUACGUUUGUUCUUGAAAAGAAUUGUACUUUUCAAAGUUUAUUAUUUUAAAAAAGUGGAUUUAUUCAUAGAAACUUGUAGAAUUCUAUUUAUGUUUAAUCUCUGCAAACAUAAAUAGAAACUGGCUGUAAUCGUGUAUGAGUUUUAUCAUUCGUACCAACUGUGAUAAGUUAAUAGUAAUUAUACAGGGUGUUAUGAUUCGAUACGGUAGAGGCUAUUUUUUUAAGGAAUGUACAGAGUGUUUCAAAAAUUUCUUUUGCUUUCAACACAAUUAAUUUCGUGAAUUUAAAAUAUAAUUCAUUUUUGAAACACCUGUUAAGCGUGUAAGGAAAUUCAUUACGAUUUUAGAUAUAACUCAAAAAAAAUGUAUUGGAAAAAUAUAGCUUUAUUAUGUUAAACAAAAAGGAAACUGUAUAAUAUUCAUAAUUUAUUUAACUAUUUUAAUUCAAUGUCGAACAAUUUAUGUUAGCUACUUUAAGUAGAUAAAAGUGCUAGUGAUAAAACUAAUACACAAAUUAAAUAACAUAGAUUAAGGUAUCGUGUUUGACAUAAGAAAAAUUCAUUGGUAAAACUAGAUGUUAUUUAAGUAGGAAAGUUUUACUUAAAAUUGCGUUUAUAACAAUGUCCAUUUAUUUAUUAAUCUCGUGAAGGAUGUGUGCGGUGUUGCACUUUGAAAAAUCUUACUUUUUCCGAUAUUUUAAAUAAACCAAUGCACGUUCAUCUAUUAAAAUGCAAUCAAAUACAUUCUAAUAAGUAAUAAUUAAUAUAAACAAUUGCACAUUCAAUAAAUUUCAUGAUAAUUCCUUACUCUAACGCAAAUAUCCUUUACUUGCUUGUGUUAUUACUUUUUCGUCAGUAUUAUCUAAUGUUUAAACAUUCAAAUUCAUUCUGGGCAUUGAUAUAACAGUAUGGUUUUUGGUAAAUCUAUUGUUUUAUUAAAAAAAAAAGUUUAGGAUGGUAUAGUUUGGUAACAGAAAAAUUUCACCAAUCACCAUGGAUUUGCUGUCUCUGGACAUGCUAAAACACACUUUAUUAUUUAUAUAUCGAGAUGUUAUUUUAAAACAUUAUCGGUUACAAAAAAAUAAAUUUAUAAAAAAUGUA
Molecule: messenger RNA, 4578 nt
Organism: Phyllotreta striolata
Lineage: Eukaryota; Metazoa; Arthropoda; Insecta; Coleoptera; Chrysomelidae
Source: the annotation of a GenBank genome assembly